Strongyloides ratti is the source of this 3201-nucleotide messenger RNA. RefSeq names its product Protein expanded. Bases 1 to 3201 code for a protein of 1066 amino acids. Gene Ontology annotation, biological process: positive regulation of hippo signaling. NCBI's taxonomy places the organism in Eukaryota, Metazoa, Nematoda, Chromadorea, Rhabditida, Strongyloididae. Gene Ontology annotation, cellular component: cytoplasmic side of apical plasma membrane; cytoskeleton. The record is from RefSeq and is a predicted model, not a curated record. The transcript is spliced from 4 exons.
AUGAGCAGUUUAAUAAAUGAUUCAAUUGAACGACCUUCAAUAAGUCAACAAACUAAUAAUAUAUAUGAUAGUUGUAUGGCUAUUAUACCUAUGAAUGUUUCAAAUAGUUGUGCUAGUUCUGGAAUUUGUACAAAUUCAAUACAAGCAUCAGAAUAUAAUUCUAAUGAAAAAAUUAAUUAUAUUGAUAGAUCAGGAAAAGGUUCAUUAGUAACAACACCAUCAGAUGAAGAUAAAAGAAUUGUUUCAAAUAAAACAUCAUUAGAGUCAGGAAGUAAUCCUUCACCAUCAAAUACAUCAUUCUCUAAACAAAAACCUAUUUCAUUUUUUAAAUUAAAUAAUUCAAAAUUUAGUUUAUCAAGUAAUAAAGUACAAAUAUUACAAAAUUCUAAUACAUCAUUAUCAUUUGGACAAAAACUUAUUAGUGUAUAUACAUUAACAAAAGAAAAUAUUUUAAUUGUUGUAGAUCCAAAAUGUAUAGUUUGGGAUGUAUAUUAUAGUUGUUGUCAAUAUUUAAAAAUAGAUGAUGAUUCAUUAUUAGGAUUAUCAAUUAGAACACCAAGUGAAGGAAUGAGUAAUGAUGAUAAACCACGUCAUGAAUAUUAUUUUUUAAAUCCUGAUCAAAAAAUAUCAAAAUAUAUGCCAAAAUCAUCCAAAUUUAGUAUGCCAUCAAAACGUGAAAAGCAAAGACCAGUUUUACUUCUUUAUUUACGUAUUAGAGUUUAUAUAGAACGAAUAGAUUUAUUGACAUGUGAUGUUUCAUUACAACAUUAUUAUUUACAAUUAAAAGAAAAUUUUCUUGAACAUUGGAAUAGUCAGGCAAUAGCUAAUGAAGAAAGAUGUUGGCAGAUGGCUGUUUUAUCAAUGGAAGCUGAUAAAAUAUCUUUAGAUGAUAGUACAUUUCGUGUAGAAAAAUAUUUUCCAUUAUGGGUAAUUAAUUUUAGAGGUAUUGAUUUUAUCAAAAAAAAUAUUGUUCAAUUAUUGGAAGAAUAUAAAAAAAUGACAUCAAAAGAAUCUAUGAUUGCUUUUUGUCAGGAAGCCUCCAGAUCACCAUUUGCAUUAAAUUGCCAUUUAUAUGGUGUUAGAAGACAUAAAGCUGAUGUACUUGAUAAUACUAUGAUUGGAAUAUGUGAUAAAGGUAUAGAAAUAUGGGAUGUUAAUUCAAAUUCUGAACGUAUACCAUUAAGAAUGAUUAAAUGGAAUAAAAUGGUAAAACUUUGUUUUGAAAAGAAAAAAAUACUUAUUUCUGUAAAUGAUGGUUAUGAAGUUGUAAUGUUUGCAAAAGAUGAAUUUAAAGCAAGAUAUUUAUUAAGUUUUUGUAAAGAAUUUCACCAACAAGUUAUACAUAUAAAUUUACAAAUAUCUAAUUUAGGACGACACACGUUUGUAUCAAAGUCUACACCAUAUUACAAUAAUGAUAUUUUUGUAUCUACUUCACGAGCAUCAUCUUCAAUAACUAAUCGUAGUUCAAUUGCUGAAUCAACACAAAGUACCUCUGGUGUUGGUUCAGAUCAACAAGAAAAUUCAUCACCUGAAAUACCUAAAAAAAUUGAGUGUAAAAAGAAGACAUCUCAUGAUGAUAUGUCAAUUGAAAGUAUCUCUUCAUCUACAAUGUCACAUGAAAUUGAAAAACCUAUUAUAUCAAAAAGUAGUGAAUCAAAUACUGAAGCUUCAGGUACACUUGAAGCGACAUCAAAUUCAUCAUCUGAUCUGACAACAUUUUCACAUUUUAAAGUGAAUAAAAAGAUUAAAGAGAUGAAUGAACUUAAUCAAAUGUUUACCAAUAUCAGUAUUGAGAAUAAAUCACAGAAUCAGGUAACACAUGUAGAGGAUAAAGUAUUAAAUCAAAAUGUAAUUCAAAAUAAUAUAAAUGGUAUUGAAAAAAUUGUUGAACAGGUUAAAUUUAAUAAUGAGGUAAAAAAUUUAAGAGAAACAUUAGAUUUAAAUAUGGAAAUUGAUAGAAAAAUUAAAAGUCAAAAAAAUAAAGAUAUAGAAUUAAAUGAGGAAAUGUCAACUGGUUCACCUGACAAUAGAGGAGUAAUAAAUUCUAAUAAUUUUGUUAAAAUAAAUCAUUCAAAUUUACAUCCAACACAAUUAACAAAAAAUAGUGUAAAAAAUCUUCAAGUUAGUCCUAUUUUGGAGGGACGAAAACAGUUAAUAAAAUCAGGACUCUUAAAUUCAUCACCUAAUCAAAAACAAAGACGUUACACAAGUAAAUCUCCUUCAGGAGGUAAUAUUAAUCGUGUUCAGUCAAUGCCAACACAUACCUGUCAUUAUGUAAAACAUCAUCCAAAUCUUCAACAUCAACCAAAUUCGGCGGAUAAUGCUCCAAAAAUUACAUUUUAUGAUUUUUUCGAUAAUUCAAUGCCACGACCAAUACAAACAUCGUUUGUUAAAUCAAACAUAGAUAAUACUCAAUCAUCAUUGUCUUAUGAAUAUGGACAUCAAAGGGGAAUUAAUAAUCAGAUAAAUGGAAAAAUGUUAUCAACAAAUACACCACUUUUAAAUGAAAUAGGUAUUAAAUCUACACAAUUUAAAGAAUUUCCAAUGAUGCGAGCAUUAUUGCAAGAAAAUAAUGAAUUUCCAUUAAAUUCUGCCUCCUCUAGUCCAUCUGCUACAUUACUAUCAAAUACCUCUUUUUAUGAAGGUGAAAUAGAAAAUAAUAGAAAAAUAGAAUUUACCCAAAAUAGAAUGCCAUAUAAAUCAAAUGUUGUAAGUUCACUAGCAACACAACAUAACGAGUAUCAGUAUGAACAAAUUGAUUGUCUUUGUAAUCACUGUCAUUAUCCAAGUCCAAUUAUUCAUACAAAUAAAGGAAAUUGUUAUGAUAUUAAUAGAAAACAAUGUAUUACCCAACCAUAUCAACCAUCAAAUAUACAAGAAACUGAAACAUUUACUCAUUUUAAUCCAUCAGAUUUUGGUAUAAAUGAUACAAAUGUUGGUUCACCGGCAUUACAUUCUUCAAAUUUUAGAUCUAUGUACAAAUAUCGCCCAAACCAAAAUUAUUCGGUUUUUUCUCUCUAUAACAAUGAUUCAAAUUUUCAAUCACCAAGAACAUCCUCCAAAUAUACAAAGACAAUAAUGAACACCUCUUCAAAUGUACACCAACAAAUUUUUACAAAUUCCCAAAAUGGUUCUUCAUUGAAUCAAGAUGUUGUUGAUUUACCACCACCUCCACCAUACAUUAACAAAAUUAAUGAAUAA